GUAGUGGAACAGACUAUAAGCGUUGUGAAUUGAUUUCUUGCAGGAAAAAGUUGAAGAUUAUUUCAAUAAAACCAGGCAAACAAUCGCGGAAAAGGCAUUAAUUGCCUUCAAUAAUGAUGCAGUCCACGAAAAGCGAAACCGCUUUGCAGGAAAGCUCAACGGAAUAUGUUGAUUUAUCUGACUACUGUAGGCUGUGUCUGCAAGUGCCAGAGGAGUCUCAAUUACUUGAUCUACAACUUAUUUACGAUGAAGAAGAGAAUCUUAGCUACUAUGAUUGCUUCACCGUUUGUACGCAAAUAGAUUUACACGCUGGUGGUGUUAAUGCGCCUCAUCAGCUAUGCAAGUCAUGUGGCUUGGAGUUGCAGGUGGCAUAUGAUUUUCACAAAAAAGUGGAGGAGUCUAAGAAGUUCUUAAUGCAGUUGAAUAAAACGGAACAACUAGAUGAAGAAUUCCUUUCGACGUCUCCGCCAAUUGCAAAAGAAAGGUAUGAAAAUAGUGACGUUACGACGCCUAUGCAAAUUGAAAGUAACAUACAAACAGUGACCGAAGACGUGGUCGAGCAGGCUGAAGACAAAACAAAUGAUCGACAACUCAUACUAGCGCUACAUGUUAACGAUGCUGCAAAUGAAAACGAAAUAGCUAAUAGUCAAGAGAUUAUUGCUGGCCACUUGGCGACGCCUAUAGAAUAUGAAGCGUUGGAAGAACAUAUCGAAAUGGAAGAUUAUCAAUCGGUCGACGAGCUGGUCGAUGAAGACAUCGAAAAGGAUCAGCAUAUCGCCGCAUUCAAGAUUGAAAAAGAAGAGCCUGUAAUUUUACCUAUAAAAAUGCACGCCAACGAAUCGCCGAAAAAACCAACAAUACUUGUAAAUCUAGCACCGCCAUCGGAUGAGGAUGAUAUUAAUUUAAAGGAAUACCUCUUUGAAAAUCAAGAUCUAAUUCCGAAAGUCGAAGAUCAAUUCGAUACGAUGCCACGAAAGCGUGGACGCCAUCCACUUAUCCCUGGUGGACCGCCAUAUCAGUGUGAAUAUUGUGACCAUAUGAGUCCAUCGCGACAGCGCUUGGCAUCACAUCGACAUCGUAAACAUCGCUUCAAUAAGCCAUCUCAUAAAUGUGAUGAAUGUAGCAAAGAAUUUUCAACGAAGCAACAACUGGAACGCCAUCGGCAGCGUAUUACCUGCCAAACUUAUCCCAUCUUCAAGUGUGAAUUUUGCGAGAAAACCUGUAUUGGCCGAGCGAACUAUCAGAUACAUUUGCGCUUCCAUAAGAAAAUUUAUCCAUUUGUUUGUCACAUAUGCGCUAAGUCAUUUAUGUUGGCGACGCAUCUCACCAACCAUGUAAAAACGAAACACGAGGGACAGCGCUUCAUUUGCGAACAAUCAGGUUGUGGGAAAAUGUUUCAAACAUCGCAUGCGCUUAAGAAUCACACAUAUACGCAUGUCAAGCAAUUGCCCUAUCGCUGUGACUACUGCCAGCAUGAUUUCCCAACCAAGGGCAGAUUGCGUUGGCACAUAAGCAGAGUACAUGCCAUUGAUCAUACUCUCGAAGAGCUGGAUUGUAUGUUGGUUGCCAAAGAGAUUGAGCUGAAAGCACAGUUGCAGCCUGCAUUAGAACCUGACUCCAGUGCACAGAUUGAAGAGAUUAAUGCUGAUGAGCUUGCAGACUACUGAUGCUGCUAAAAUAAAUAUACUCCAGUUACGGAUGUGAAACAUUUUAUCAUAAGUAGCGCAAUUUUCGAUAAAGAGAAAAAUGAAAUAUUUAAUAUUUAUUUGGAUUUUCUCAAUUUGUCCUGAGUUUACAUUUAAAAUAAAUGCGCUAGAUGACACAUAACUGUGUGUAGAAUAAUAUUAAAUAUUAAUUUUAAUUAUAUAGAUUUGCCUAAGUUUAGUUUUUGCUCUACCGGCAUAAAAACUGCUGAGGUUACUUAGCCAGAAACUAUUUUGGGUCGCUCUGAUAGCUUACACCCGACUGUCGUGUGAGUCUCCAGUUUUAGUUUUAUUUGUUUAAUUUUUAACCGACUUCACUAAAAGGAGGAGGUUAUCAAUUCACCGGAAUAUUUUUUUUUUGUCUGUAUGUUGCUGCAUAACUUUGGACCGCCUUAGCCGAUAUCUAGAAUUCCUUUUUGUAAGGAAAGGUGUUACCUCACAGGCGGUCCCAUACUAAUUUGGUUUAAAUCCGAUCAUUGGAUCAUGAAGAA
Molecule: messenger RNA, 2194 nt
Organism: Rhagoletis pomonella (apple maggot)
Lineage: Eukaryota; Metazoa; Arthropoda; Insecta; Diptera; Tephritidae
Product: zinc finger protein 239-like
Exons: 3
Coding region: 114-1667 (517 amino acids)
Biological process (GO): regulation of transcription by RNA polymerase II
Cellular component (GO): nucleus
Molecular function (GO): zinc ion binding; RNA polymerase II cis-regulatory region sequence-specific DNA binding; DNA-binding transcription factor activity
Source: RefSeq, a predicted model, not a curated record